Molecule: messenger RNA, 303 nt
Organism: Drepanopeziza brunnea f. sp. 'multigermtubi' MB_m1
Lineage: Eukaryota; Fungi; Ascomycota; Leotiomycetes; Helotiales; Drepanopezizaceae
Source: RefSeq, a predicted model, not a curated record
AUGUGUCAACAAAAAUUCAUCUUUGCAGGUUGCACCCACACCACCAUCCACUCUAUGUCCUGCGAGUCUGACCUAGCCUGCACCAAAGUCAUCGACCGAGACAUCAAAAUCUCUGGUCUGUGCCCCAAGUGUGACGAGGAGAAGCAUGAGUGUAAGGGGAAGAAGGAGUGCAGCUGCAACUGCUUCGUCUGCAGGCUUCACCUUGGUGGACUCAUCUCAGCGCUGACGAAAAUUGAUCCAGAGAAAAUCACGGCGCACAAUAAAGUUACUGGUGGCUUCAUUAAUAUUAGAGAAGGCCGAUGA